Molecule: messenger RNA, 972 nt
Organism: Mesorhabditis spiculigera
Lineage: Eukaryota; Metazoa; Nematoda; Chromadorea; Rhabditida; Rhabditidae
Source: the annotation of a GenBank genome assembly
AUGAAGCGAUCCGAGAAGAGUUCGUCCAGCGCCUCCAAGCAGAAGCACCAGCGGAAGCAGCAGCGCGAAGCCAACAAGAAGCUGGUCAAGAAAACGAUGACGGUGCUCCAGCCCGCGCUAUCGAUCGGGCUGAGGACGAGGCACAACCCACCCCAUGAAGCUACAUGGCAUUUCGUCAACGUGCGGCAGCAACCAAACGUCAUCAAGUUGCUGGGGCCCGAGCUCUUCCGGGAAAUUCGCCAAAAGUUCCUCAUCAACGAGGCGGAAUUCUCGAACAGCUUGACGGUCCGCCCCUGGAGAAUCAAGGCGACGAAUCCGGAGCGAGGGAAUAGUGGCUCCGCCAUAUUUUUCACCGACGAUGAUGCCUAUGUGGUGAAGACUCUCAACGAGGCCGAGAGGGAUCUGUUGAACAAGAUUCUGUUGGAAUAUACCAAGGUGCUGGGCACGCGAUGGGCGGUGAAGCUGUGCCUGAUCGACGUGCUCACCCAAGGGAAACCACACAAUGUCCUGCGCCACAAGACCAACCUGCUCGACAGCCUCAACGCUGUCAUCUUCCUGCGACCCGGAUGGGAAGAGCGCCGCGACGCAUCAUUGCCCUGCUUUUCUGCGGUGGGCGGUGCGGGACUCCACGGCAGGACGAAGGCCGGCAACCAGGUCUUCAUCAAGAUGUGUAUUAUCGACGUGCUCCAGAGCGUCGCAAAGCCGAAGGCCGCGGAGUACAAGGCCGAGUUCCUCGAAGGAAUCGACAAGUUGAUCUUCCCUGGACUCGUGGUCAAGAAGAAGAAGCCGAGCAUCAAGACCAACGAUGCUGGUUCUUCGGGACGUCGCGGUGGCGGAGGCGGAGGCGGAGGCGGAGGCGGAGGCGGAAGCGGAGGCGGAGGCGGUGGCGGUGGCGGCGGCAAGGGUGGCGAGAAGACGGGCGACCGCAGCGGCAAGGAACAUCACCCGAAGCGCCAGCAGACGACCCGGCUC